Caenorhabditis remanei is the source of this 963-nucleotide messenger RNA. RefSeq lists its product as uncharacterized. The record is from RefSeq and is a predicted model, not a curated record. Bases 1 to 963 code for a protein of 320 amino acids. The transcript is spliced from 5 exons. Lineage: Eukaryota; Metazoa; Nematoda; Chromadorea; Rhabditida; Rhabditidae. Gene Ontology annotation, cellular component: membrane raft. Gene Ontology annotation, biological process: innate immune response.
AUGAGACGAUUGCCAUUAAAUACUGGACAACUUCAACGAUAUCCAAUCAAACCAUCUGCUUAUUUGACGACAACAUUAGGCACAGACGAGCUCAAAAAUCUGAACGGAGUUAUUUACAUAAGCACAUUGAAGCAAACUCAGAACAAUUAUUUCUAUGUGUUCGAUGUUUUUGAUGCUCAAAACAUUAAUAUGCAAGGACUGGGAAAUGUCAAUGUGGUUUCGGUUUUCUUGAAUACAAAUAAUAAUACUAAUCCAGUGAGAUCUACAAAAAUAAGCAACUGGAAGCAAGGCGAACAAGCUCGUGCACUCAUGUACGCCGGAAUUCCGAUGGAUUCCAUCGAGCCAAUAAAUACUCAAAUCUUUUCGAAUCCAAUGCAUACUGACAUAACAGAUAUAUACUUCUCAAAUGUAGAACAGUUCUCUUUGGGAAUCGUUGCCUUCUAUCUUAAAACGUAUUCUGGAUGCAGUUUUCUAAUUGAGCCAGGAUAUGUUCCACUUGCUGGCUCCACGACAACAAGUACUACUACUACGGGAUUUUAUAUGAAACCAUACGGUGUUCUUGAUGCAGCACUCACUAUCAACACGUUGAGAGAUUUUACUAAAACAGGUUACACUGGUUCUAAUAUUCUCGGACAUUUACCAGAUAACGGUGUAGUGAACUUCGAUGUUUACGAUGGUUCCUUACACUAUUCUCAAGCUACAGUUCCAAAUGAUUUCUUUGCUCCAUGGAGUACUCCACACAUCGGAAAUAACUUUGUCAUUUCUUCUGCGAAUUCUAGAGAUGGACAGUAUUAUGUGCAGUAUUAUGUAUCCCAAGGAGCACUGGACAAUGUUACAACUACAGUACCGACAACCCCAAAACCGACAACCCCAAGACAUGUUGAAACAACCACCAAAGUUUCUGUGGCAAUUCUAUCUGGAUUCCCUCUCAUGAUUUUAAUGACAUUUAUUAAGCUAUUAUGA